AUGAUGCCACAGGAAGCCAGUCCUGGUCGCUUCCGAUGUCUGGUGCUGCCGCGCAGCAUGCAUGCCCUCAAGCAGAAGAUGGGGCUAGGGAGGCUGAACCUAACAGCAACCAAACGACCCCCGGCCCCCGACCCAGUGCUGUUCAAAACCAAGCCUGGGGUCACCGAGGACCAAAAACAGGCAUUUGUCGACGAAGCAAAAAGAGUAACGUGCCUAGUGCCCGGGGUCAUUUCUUUGCAAAUCGGACCUGCUCUUGAUAUGGAGAGGACCAAGGGCUACAAUAUGGGCAUCUUUCUCACCGUGGACAAAAGAGAAACUAUCAAGGCAUGGGCGAUCAACCCGGAACAUCUCAAGUGA
Cladophialophora psammophila CBS 110553 is the source of this 357-nucleotide messenger RNA. RefSeq lists its product as uncharacterized. Bases 1 to 357 code for a protein of 118 amino acids. NCBI's taxonomy places the organism in Eukaryota, Fungi, Ascomycota, Eurotiomycetes, Chaetothyriales, Herpotrichiellaceae. The transcript has 3 exons. The record is from RefSeq and is a predicted model, not a curated record.